Molecule: messenger RNA, 945 nt
Organism: Fusarium sp. VM40
Lineage: Eukaryota; Fungi; Ascomycota; Sordariomycetes; Hypocreales; Nectriaceae
Source: the annotation of a GenBank genome assembly
AUGACAGCUUCAUCAAGCCCCCGCAAACUGCUCGAUCUCAUCACCGACAUUGACACUGCUCCUUUGGACUUUGAUUCAAACUACGCUCCCUAUUACCGUCUCUUCCUCUCCCCAGACCCUCGUCCUCAUGGCUUCAUGCUCCCCGCCACGGUAUCCCUGAUGCCAUGGCCCGAAACUUUCACCAUCGACCACGAUAGCCGUAGUGUAACGCUCAGUGAACCACCGUCUACGUCAACACUCACUGAGCACGCAGGCUCAUCGUUCCAGAAAGCUGUUGAUGAAGCCAUUGACAAUGAUUUGUUUCCCAUUCUGAAUAAGGAGCAUAGCGAGCACUUUCGUGUAGUAGGCGCUCGAAGCUUCGUCCAGAUUGAGCGCUUCUCCGCUUCUUUGUUUGGUAUUGCUACGAGAGGUGCUCAUCUGACAGGAUAUGUUCGAGGGGACGAUGGACGUAUUAAGAUUUGGGUCGGCAGGCGAAGUCUUCAUCUCUUCAGCUAUCCUGGUCUUCUGGACAGUACUGUUGCUGGCGGCAUAAAAGCAAGUGAUACGCCUCUUGCUUGUAUCAAAGCCGAGUCCACCGAAGAAGCCUGCCUCCCUCCAGACCUUGUAGCCUCCCGUGUAGAGCCUACCGGUGUGGUAACUCUAGCUAACAUCAACUCACGAUCGAAGCUUUUCCAUUCUGAUAUUCUCUACGUGUUUGAUCUGGAAAUACCGAGCGAUGUGGUUCCCACGCCAGGAGAUGACGAGGUGCAGGAGUUUGUACUUAUGGAUUGUGGAGAAGUGGUCGAGCGCAUGUUGAAGGGAGAGUUCAAACCGGAAGUUUGUCCUGUGAUGACCGACUUCUUGGUGAGAAGGGGGUUUAUCACGGAAGAGAAUGAGGGCGAUUUUGAGGAGAUUCAGAAGAGGUUGAGGAGACAGAUUCCCGUACCGAUGGAGUCGGAUGUGUAG